AGCAUCAGCCGUCAGCCUCAUCGGGUUCAACUGCGGCUAAACGCACCGCGCCGGGCUCCCUGUCACACGGCACGGCGGAGCUGGCUGGCGUACAGUCCACCCCCCCCCCCCUCCACGCAAGGAGACCCCUUCCCCACUCCGCGCGAAUCCUUUCGUCCUUUCCUCCAUCGGCAUUUGAGAGAGCGAGCAUCCUCAGCAUCAGCACCGCCGCCACCGCCGCCUCGAAACCAGAACACCGAGAGAGAGGGAGAAGGAAAGAGAGAGGGGGAGAAAGGUGUCUCGUCCACAUUUUUUUCCUUUUUUUUUUUGAAUUUAUUUUCUAACAGGAGCACCGCGUCUCGAGUCGCAUUUCUACCAAGGGGGAUUGCACGGUCUCCGGCGUUUGCGGGCUGCUUAUAGCAUGGGAUCGGACUAGAGGAAUGGCUUUACGUCGGGAAGACUCUGUGCUCUGUGCUGUGGCCGUGCUGAGUGACUAAGCGGAGCGCUACGAGCCAUGGAGGAGAUGGACAGUAAACCCUACCAGCCGUUGUCCAAGGGGCGCCAUGAGAUGGAGAUGUCCUACACCAGCUCGUCCGACGAGAGCGAGGACGGCCGCACCCAUCACCGCUCCUACACCUCGCGCGAGACCCUGCCCGACUACACGCACGAGCUGCGCCUCACCCUCGGCUCGCACCGGGAGCGGCAGAGCAACUACAGCCAGGCCCAACCAGAUUUAGACUUCUGCAAGGCUUCCCAGAUGAGGAGCCCAGACUACCACAUCCACCAACAGCAGCAGCAGCAGCAGCAGCAGCAGCAGCAGCAUCAGCAUCAGCAGCAGCAGCAGCAUCAGGAGGAGGAGGAGGAGGCGCUGUGCUCCGGACCGGCCGCUCACGUGCACGGCCGCGGCUACUCCCUCGGCGUGAGCUCGGACGUGGACACGGAGCCGGAGGUGGACCCGUCGCCUGCUCACGGCCUGCAGCACAUGUGGAUGCGCGGCCUCAAGUCCGAGCAGAGCUCCUGCCUCACGAGCCGCGCCAACUCCGCCCUCUCCCUCACUGACACCGAGCACGACAGGAAGUCCGAGCCUGACAACGAGCUGCCCAGCAGUCCAGGUGGCCAGUUCACGUUCCGCCCGCUGCCCCCGCCUCCGCCGCCGCCCCACGCCUGCACGUGCGCCCGCCCGGCGCCCUACACCCAGGUCAGCCUGCAGAGGAAGACCAUGCCGACGCGCUGCCAGGCCAGCCAGGGCAGCCAGGGGCCAGACACCGGCUCGAGCACAGACCAGGCGCAGCUUCACAACAGCUGGGUGCUCAACAGCAACAUCCCCCUAGAGACCAGGCACUUCCUGUUCAAGCAGGGGUCCGGUUCCUCAGCUCUACUGUCAGGGGCGGGGCAGGGGUACCCGCUGACCUCCGGCACCGUGUACUCACCGCCGCCCCGGCCUCUGCCUCGCAGCAGCGUGACCAGACCACUGUUUACCUUCAACAAGCCACACCGCUGCUGCAACUGGAAGUGCACGGCCCUGUCCGCCUCCCUCCUCACCCUCACCCUGGCCCUCCUGCUCACAUACGUCAUCGCGGUCCACCUGUUAGGUCUGACCUGGCAUCUGCGGCACGGCGAGAGCCAGCUGUACGAGAACGGCCUGAGCUCAGCGGACCAUCAGCAGGACGACCGCGGUAAAACCAGACCCACCAGCUCCAUCCACCUGCUGGACACGCUCAACCCUGAAAACACACACGCCGGUGACAGAGAGAAAUGGGUGAGAGGCCGGGCCAUCGACCGUGGCGAGGUCGACAUUGGAACUCAGCAGAGCCAGGCGAUCCCGCCGGGACUUUUCUGGAGGUUCCAUAUGAUUGUGCACCACCCAACCUACAUCAAGUUCAAUCUCUCUCUCUCACACAACGCACUGCUGGGGGUCUAUGGACGCAGGAACAUACCGCCUACACACACUCAGUUUGACUUUGUGAAACUGCUGGAUGGGAAGGCCCUGCCCAGGUCCUUGACUGAUCCCGUCUCAACCGCCAAAGUUCCCAAAGGCCUGCUGCUGAGCGGCCUCCAGGAAACGGGCUUCAUCGAGUACAUGGACCCUGGUACCUGGCAUCUGGCGCUCUACAAUGACGGACGCAACCUGGAGCAAGUGGUGCUCCACAGCACCCCCAUAGAUUCAAUGGACGGUUGCUCCACAGACUGUAACGGAAAUGGAGAGUGCGUGGCCGGACACUGCCACUGCUUCGCUGGAUUCCUGGGUCCUGAUUGUGCCAAAGAUUCAUGCCCCGUGUUGUGCAGCGGCAACGGCGUGUAUGAGAAAGGAAGGUGUGUGUGCCUGGCAGGGUGGAAGGGGGCAGAGUGUAACGUGGAAGAAGGUCAGUGCAUCGAUCCCACCUGCUCCAACCAUGGCUCCUGCAUCCAGGGCAUCUGCAUAUGCAGUCCUGCCUACAAGGGUGUUAACUGUGAACAAGUGGACUGCGUGGACCCUCAGUGCGGCGGGCACGGCGUGUGCGUGCGCGGGGAGUGCGUGUGCUCCUCGGGCUGGGCGGGAGUGAGCUGCGACGACCCGCUGCCAGCGUGUCAGGAGCAGUGCUCGGGACAUGGCACCUAUCUCCCGGAGUCAGACACCUGCGCCUGCCAACCCAACUGGACGGGACCGGACUGCUACACCGAGCUGUGCCCGGUGCCAUGUGGCAGCCACGGCGUUUGCUCGGAGGGCCAGUGCCAGUGCGAGGAGGGCUGGAUCGGCGCCGCGUGUGACCAGAGAGCAUGCCAUCCUCGCUGCGAAGAGCACGGCCAGUGCCACGACGGGACCUGCAUCUGCCAGCCCGGCUGGGAGGGGGAGCACUGUAACAUCGUUACUCAUGACUUGGAUGUCGUAGUAAAAGACGGCUGCCCAGGUCUGUGCAGCGGACACGGGCGCUGUACCCUGGAGCAGAGCGGUUGGCGCUGCGUCUGCCAGGCUGGAUGGAGUGGGCCUGGAUGCAGCGUUGUCAUGGAAACUGACUGCAGUGAUGGAACAGACAACGACGGAGACGGCCUGAUGGACUGCGUGGACCCGGACUGCUGUGAGCAGCUGAGCUGCGGCUCUGACCCGCUGUGUCACGGCUCGGCCGACCCGUUGGCCCUGCUGCUGCAGAGCCCGCUGCCCCCCGCCUCGCCCCCUUCGCCCACCAGCACGCACAGCUUCUACCGCCGCAUACGCUUCCUCCUUGGCAAGGCGGCCACACACACUCUCCCCGGAGACGUGCCCUUUGAUACCAGUCGUGUGGCGGUGAUUCGAGGCAGCGUCGUGCUGCAGGACGGCUCGCCCCUGGUUGGGGUCAACAUCACUUUCCCGCAGCAUCCCGAGUAUGGUUACACCAUCAGCAGGCAGGACGGAAGUUUUGACCUGGUGACUUUUGGCGCCAUGUCCGUGACCCUGAUGUUCCACCGGCCGCCCUUCCUCCCGCAAACGCGCACCGUCUGGACCCCGAACAACAACUUCCUGGUUCUGGAUCAGGUGACCAUGUCCCGAGAGGAAGUGCAGACGCCUAAAUGUGACAUCAGGAGUGUUCUGAGUCCGUACCCGCUGGUCCUGCCCUACCCGCUUCCCAGAUACACAGGAGCGUGUGCGGAGAAGGGCCCGGCGGUGCCUGAGCUACAGGCGGUGCAGGAAGAAGUUUCGCUCCCAGGGGCCUUCGUGAAGCUGAAUUACUUGAGCACCCGUGCUGCGGGCUACUACUCUCUGCUGCGAAUCCUCCUCACACCUCCUUCCCCGUCGUCCCCCGUCUCCCCGCUGGGCGGUCUGUCCAAGGUGCACGUCCGCUCGUCCGUCCAAGGGCGGUUGUACCAGCGGUGGUAUCCCGCCGGGCCCGGGCUCGUUCACCGGCUGGUCUGGAACAAGACUGACGUUUAUGGCCAAGAGGUCUGGGGCCUCACUUAUGCAACGGUGUCGGUCGGCUACGAGUACGAGUCAUGCCCCGGUGUCAUCCAGUGGGAAAGGAGGACCGCGCUGAUGCAAGGAUUCGAACUGGUUCCCUCCAACCUCGGAGGAUGGUCUCUGGACAAGCACCACGCCAUCAACAUACGCAGCGGAAUCCUUCACAAAGGAAACGGAGAGAACGUUUUCCUGUCCCAGCAGCCUCCCGUCAUCAGCACCGUCAUGGGGAACGGCUUCUACCGGAGCGUCCCCUGCAGCCCGAGCUGCAGCGGCGCGGCCAGGGACAUGAUGCUGUUCGCCCCCGUGGCGCUGGCGAGCGGCCCCGACGGCUCCCUCUACGUGGGCGACUUCAACUUCAUCCGCAGGGUCCACGCCGACGGAUACACCAGGACCAUCCUGGAGCUCAAGAACCGGGACACCAGACACAGCACCAGCCCUGCCCACAAGUACUACCUGGCCAUGGACCCAAUGGGAGAGGUUCUUUACGUGUCUGACACCAGCAGUCGCAGGGUUUACCGGGUGAGGAACCUCUCGCAGCCAAAAGAUCCAUCUCGCAACCUUGAGGUUGUGGCUGGAACCGGGGAGCAGUGUCUACCUUUUGACCAGAGCCACUGUGGAGAGGGCAGGAAGGCCACGGAAGCUGCACUCAAUAACCCUCGAGGUAUUGCGGUGGAUAAAAGAGGUGUCGUCUACUUCGUUGAUGGCACCACCAUUCAGAAGAUUAAUGAGAGGGGUUUGCUCUCCACUGUGAUUGGCUCCAACGGGCUGAUGUCGACGCAGCCGCUGAGCUGCGACGCGCGCAUGGACAUCAGCCAGGUGCGUCUGGAGUGGCCGACGGACCUGGCCAUUAACCCGCUCGACAACUCCCUCUACAUCCUGGACAACAACAUCGUCCUGCAGGUGUCAGAAAGUCUUCAGGUGCGUAUUGUGGCUGGACGUCCCAUCCAUUGCCAGGUCCCGGGCAUUGACCACCACCUGGUGAGCCGGGCAGCGGUGCGCGCCACGCUGGAGGCCGCUAAGGCCAUCGCCCUGUCCCACCUCGGAACUCUGUUCAUCGCCGAGACCGACGAGAGGCGGAUCAACCGCAUCCAGCAGGUGUCCACCAACGGGGAGAUAUCGGUUAUCUCCGGAGCCCCCACCGACUGCGAUUGCAAGAUAGACCCCAACUGCGACUGCUUCUCCGGAGACGGGGGCUACGCCCGCGAUGCUCGCCUCAAAGCCCCCUCCUCGCUGGCAGUGGCCCCCAAUGGCACCCUGUAUAUCGCUGAUCUGGGCAACAUCCGGAUCAGAGCCGUCAGCCCUAACCAGCCUCAGCCCAGCCCAGCUGGACUGGUGGAGAUCAGCUCCCCGCUGGACCAGGAGCUCUAUCUCUUCAGCCAGAAUGGCUCCCACAUGUUCACCAAACACCUGAUCACCGGCCACUACCUGUACAACUUCUCCUACGGCACGGACGGCCAGCUCUCUGGGCUGACGUGCCGCGACGGCCGCGGCAUCCAGGUGAGGAGGGACGCUCACGGCGUGCCUCUCUGGCUGGCGCUACCUGGCGGACAGGUGUACUGGCUCUCCCUUAGCAACAGCGGAACGCUGAGGAAGGUGUCGGCCCAAGGCCAUGACAUCGCCCACAUCACUUACCAUGGCAACACGGGUCUCCUGGCAACCAAGAGUGAUGAGAACAGUUGGACUACAGUUUAUGAGUACAACAACGAGGGCCGAGUGACCAACAUCACCUUACCCACUGGGGAGGUGAGCGGUUUCCACGGCAACCUGGAGCGCUGGUCUCGUGUGGAGGUUGAGUCAUCCAACCGUGAGAACUUUGUCACCAGCACCAACCUGUCUGCCAGUGAUACCAUCUACACGUUCAAACAAGACCACGCUCAGAGCGCAUACAGGGUCAGCGCAGACGGGUCGUUCCUCGUGACGCUGGCGAGCGGGAUGGAGCUGUCGCUGAGCACGGAGCCCCUCCUCCCGGGAGGUCUCGGAGGAGGAGUCAGUCCCACGGCCAGCCGCUGCAACAUCAGCCUGCCCGGAGACCACGCCCCCAGCCUGAUUGAGUGGCGGCAGAGGAAGGAGCAGAGCAAGACCAACUACAGCACUUACGAACGCAGGCUCAGGGCGCAUAACAGGAACCUGCUGUCCAUCGACUUUGAUCAGAACACCAGAGCGGGGAAGAUCUAUGACGACCACAGGAAAUUCACCCUCCGCAUCCAGUACGACCAGCUGGGCCGGCCCGUCGUUUGGUCUCCCAGCAGCAAAUACACCGAAGUGAACAUCAGCUAUUCUGGCGGAGGGCUGCUGUCAGCCAUCCACCGCGGAGACUGGUCCGAGCGGCUGGAGUACGAAAAUGACAGGGUGGUGUCCAGGGCCUGGGUCAACGGCAAGAUCUGGAGCUACACAUACGCAGACAGGUCCAUCAUGCUGCUCCUGCACAGCCAGCGUCGCUACGUCUUUGAGUACGACCAAACAGACCGUCUGGUUGCCGUGACGAUGCCCAGCAUGGUGAAGCACACCCUGCAGUCGCUGCUGUCCAUCGGCUACUACAGGAACAUAUACAUUCCCCCUGACAGCCAGGCCUCCUUCAUGCAGGACUUCACCCUCGACGGGCGGCUGAUGAGGACUCAGUACUUGGGAACAGGACGUAGUGUCAUCUACAGGUAUACACCAGCAGCGCGCCUCUCCGAGGUGGUUUAUGACUCCACCCUGGUGACCUUCACUUAUGACGAAGCCUCUGGCACCGUCAAGACCAUUCAUCUCACCCAUAACGGCUUCAUAAGCUCCAUACGCUACAGACAGACAGGUCCACUGACAAGUCGGCAGAUCUUCCGCUUCAGCGAGGAGGGCUUGGUCAACGCCAGAUUCGAUUACAGUUACAACAACUUCCGAGUCACUAGCAUGCAGGCGGUCAUCAAUGAGACACCUCUGCCCAUUGAUCUGUACCGCUACGUUGACGUGUCUGGACGGGUCGAGCAGUUCGGCAAAUUCAGCGUCAUCUUCUACGACCUCAACCAGGUGAUCACCACGCAUCUCAUGAAGCACACCAAGGUUUUCAACUCCUACGGCCAAGUGGUGGAGGUCCAGUAUGAGAUACUGAAAUCCAUCGCGUACUGGAUGACUAUUCAGUACGACUCGGCGGGACGGACGACCACCUGUGACAUCAGGGUGGGCGUGGACAACAACGUGACCCGCUACACUUACGAGUACGACGCAGACAGCCAGCUGCAAAGUGCCUCGGUCAACGAGAGGCCUCAGUGGCGUUACAGUUAUGACCUUAACGGAAACAUCAAUCUCCUCAGCCAUGGGACCAGUGCUAGGCUGACGCCACUGCGCUACGAUCAGAGGGACCGCAUCACGCACCUCGGCGAGUUACAGUACAGCGUGGACGACGACGGCUUCCUCCGCCAGCGGGCGAAUGACCUGUUCGACUACAACUCCAACGGGCUGCUGACCCGCGUCUUCAACCGCGUGAACGAGCGCACAGUGUGGUACCGCUACGACGGUCUGGGUCGGCGCGUGGCCACCAAGAGCAGCCAGGGCGAGCAGCUGCAGUUCUUUUACGCUGACCUGUCGCACCCCACCAGGGUCAGCCACUUGUACAACCACAGCAGCAAUCUGAUCACGUCGCUGUACUACGACCUUCAGGGCCAUCUCAUCGCCAUGGAGCUGAGCAGCGGGGAGGAGUACUACGUCGCCUGUGACAGCGUGGGAAGCCCGAGGGCAGUUUUCUCUAGCAAGGGCCGACUGGUCAAAGAGAUCCUCUACACCCCCUAUGGAGAGGUUUAUCAGGACACCAACCCUGACUUCCAGCUUGUCAUCGGCUUCCACGGCGGCCUGUACGAUCCCCUCACUCGGCUGGUCCAUUUGGGCAGGCGGGACUACGACACGCUGGCCGGCCGGUGGACUUCGCCCAAUCACGAACUGUGGGGGGAGCUGAGCAAGGAGCCGAAGCCGUUCAACUUGUACGCCUUCAAGAGUAACUGCCCGGUUGGGCGGGUGGAGGAGGUGACAAAGUUUACUACAGACAUCGGUAGCUGGCUGCAGCUAUUUGGCUUCCAGCUUCAUAAUGUUGUCCCUGGCUUCCCAAAGCCUGAAGUGGGCAGAAUGGAACAAACAUACGAACUGAUGAAGACCCAGACUAAGACACAGGACUGGGACUCCAGCAAGGUGGCUUUGGGAAUCCAGUGUGAGCUGCGGCGACAGCUGAGGAGCUUCAUCUCUCUGGAGAGGCUACCUCUUCUCUCGGAGCCGGUGGGAUCGGCGUGCCACAGACCGGCGCGGCCCCCCCCCUUCGGCUCCCGGCCCUCCAUUCUUGGCCCCAGCAUCCGGUUCGCCGUCUCUCACGGCCGGGUCAGCGCGGAGGUCAUAGGGGUGGCCAGCGAGGACAGCCGCAGGGUGGCGGCCAUUUUGAACGGCGCCGUCCACCUCAGCGGGCUGAGCUUCACCGUGCACGGCUGCGACACCCACCACUUCCUGCAGUCGCGGCCGAUCGAAGAGGACCUCGCCCUGGGGCUGGGAGUCGGCGGCCGCGUCCUGGAGAGCGGCGUGAACGUGAGCGUGUCUCAGAUGAGCGCCACGGUGAACGGCAGGACUCGACGAUUCGCCGAUAUCACGCUCCAGCAGGGGGCGCUGUGCCUGUGCGUGCGCUACGGCGGCAACGAGGAGGAGGAGAGGGCGCGGGUCAGGGAGGAGGCGAGGAAGCGGGCGGUGGACGGAGCGUGGGAGAAGGAGAAAAGGCGGGUGGAUUUGGGGGACGCGGGGAGCCGGGCGUGGAGCGAGGCGGAGAAGCAGCAGCUGCUGUCCGGGGGACGCGUUCAGGGUUACGACGGCUACUACUCCCUGCCUAUAGAGCAGCAGCCGGAGCUGUCCGACUGCCCCUCCAACAUCCACUUUAUGACACUGAGCGAGGUGGGGGGCAGGUAACAGAGACACGCGUGAGCAGCCCCCCACCCCACCAAAGACUGCCUGUUUCUACUCUACUCUGAUUUGUUCUACUGUUUCUAUACUGUAUCAAAAGAAGAAGAAGAAGAAGAAGAAAAAAAAAGAAGACGACGACAAAGAAGAACAAGAAGAGAGAUUGGGGGGGAAAAAAAACUUCCAAAUGCCUUUAAUUGUGACAAAAUGAUGGUAUUUUAUUAUUAUCGUCCAGUUUCUCCGAUUUCUAACAGUGGCACAAGCAGUGUGGUUUGGCUGUGGCUUUGCUUUUUGUAUCCCGACUUGACCGACCGACUCACCGACGGACUGACUGUCUGUCUGUCAUUUGCUGUUCCAACACUGUACAUCAUUUCGGACUCCGCAUCACUGAACUGUAGAGAUGGAGACUUUGCGGGAUUGCCAGUGACUAAUCCUCAAAUCAAGAGCUCUCCGGUUGCCAUUUGAGUUCCUACAUGGUUUACCUCGGAUAUACUAUCGUUUACAUAUUGUGUAAGAGAGGCCUUGUCGACUCUGACACUCCCCUUUAGAGAAGGAAACCUCCUGUGGUUUUCUGCCUCUGGUGUGCUCCAACAGUAGUUUGUAUGAGUGUGUAUACUAAAAAUCAAGAAUGUACAUAGCCAGUGCUUUCACACUGAAAAAAAAAAGAAAAAAGAAAAAAAAAAGUGCUCAACUGGAAACUCUGUUGUUCAUAAGUGUCAGUAUUGUUAAUCAAUAGAAAAACAGUUACAUUUUUGCAAAGAAUUAUACAUGGCUAUAGUAAAUAUUCUCGCUGAAAAAUCUGACUUUAUUGGGUUACAAUGCUGAUUAAAGUUAUUAUGUGUGAAUUAC
Molecule: messenger RNA, 9643 nt
Organism: Mugil cephalus (flathead mullet)
Lineage: Eukaryota; Metazoa; Chordata; Actinopteri; Mugiliformes; Mugilidae
Gene: tenm1
Product: teneurin transmembrane protein 1
Exons: 38
Coding region: 494-8803 (2769 amino acids)
Biological process (GO): heterophilic cell-cell adhesion; neuron development; signal transduction
Cellular component (GO): membrane; neuron projection
Molecular function (GO): protein heterodimerization activity; cell adhesion molecule binding; protein homodimerization activity
Source: RefSeq, a predicted model, not a curated record